UACACGGGCAGGGCCGCAGCUCCCUCAGGAGACUCCAUUGUUUUCCCGCGGCUCGGAACGAGGGCCCCGGGCUCGGCACUUGGCCCCUGGUUGCCUGGUUAACGUGUAGGAGCCCUGGGAUAGAAGUGCUGGUGCCCGGUGACCCCCUCGGCGGGAGCCGCCACGCCCUGCUACCGGGAGCCCGGACUCGGGGCCUGGUCGUCGGUUGCUGUGCGGGUGUAGGCUUCCUUUCCCCGGUACUAGGGCUGCACUGCCUGGAGAUGAAUCAGGGCGGUCUCCGGCCGAUGUAACAUAAUGGGUGUGGACUUUGAUGUGAAGACAUUUUGCCACAACUUGAGGGCCACUAAACCUCCCUAUGAAUGUCCAGUAGACACCUGCAGAAGGAUCUAUAAAAGCUACAGUGGGAUUGAGUAUCACCUUUACCAUUACGACCAUGACAACCCACCGCUCCAACAGCAUACACCCAUCCGAAAAUCCAAAAAGAAGGGCCGGCAGCCUCGUUCCACCAACAAGCAAUCGCCUAGUCACUCCGAGGUGUCCCAGUCACCUAGCCGAGAGGUGAUGACCUAUGCUCAGGCCCAGCGGUUAGUUGAAGUGGAGCUGCAUGGAAGGGUGCACCGGAUAAGUAUCAUGGACAAUCUGGAUGUAGUUUCAGAAGACGACGAUGUUCCGGAGGAAGCUCCUGAGAAUGGGUGCAAUAAAGAAAACACAGAGACUCCGACAGCAACUCCUAAAUCAGGAAAACAUAAGAAUAAAGACAAGAGAAAGGACUCAAACCAUCACCAUCAUCACAGCUCGUCCACUGGUACCACGCCAAAGCUUCCAGAGGUCAUCUAUCGGGAGCUGGACCAGGACACUCCAGAUGCUCCUGCUCGUCCUUCCUCUUAUUACAGGUACAUUGAGAAGUCUGCAGAAGAGCUGGAUGAAGAAGUUGAGUAUGACAUGGACGAGGAGGAUUACAUCUGGCUUGACAUCAUGAAUGAAAGGCGAAAGACCGAAGGAGUCAACUCCAUCCCACAGGAGAUCUUUGAGUACUUAAUGGACAGACUGGAGAAGGAGUCGUACUUUGAGAGCCAUAACAAAGGGGACCCAAACGCGUUAAUAGACGAGGAUGCCGUGUGCUGUAUCUGCAACGAUGGGGAAUGUCAGAACAGCAAUGUAAUAUUGUUUUGUGAUAUGUGUAACCUGGCUGUGCACCAGGAGUGCUAUGGGGUGCCUUACAUCCCUGAGGGACAGUGGCUUUGCAGGAGGUGUCUCCAGUCACCUUCCAGAGCUGUAGAUUGUGCACUGUGUCCUAACAAAGGAGGCGCAUUCAAGCAAACAGAUGACGGCCGCUGGGCCCAUGUGGUCUGUGCUCUCUGGAUCCCUGAGGUUUGCUUUGCUAACACAGUCUUCCUAGAACCUAUAGACAGCAUUGAACAUAUUCCACCGGCCCGCUGGAAGCUGACGUGCUAUAUCUGCAAACAGCGUGGCUCAGGGGCUUGUAUACAGUGUCACAAAGCAAACUGUUACACGGCCUUUCAUGUUACGUGUGCUCAGCAGGCCGGACUUUACAUGAAAAUGGAACCUGUGCGGGAAACGGGAGCCAAUGGCACUUCUUUCAGCGUACGCAAAACGGCCUACUGUGAUAUCCACACACCCCCUGGCUCUGUCUGCAAACUCCCUGCCCUCUCGCAUAGCGAAGGCGAGGAGGAAGACGACGAAGAAGAUGAUGAGGGGAAAGUCUGGAGUUCGGAAAAAGUGAAAAAGGCAAAGGCCAAGUCAAGGAUUAAAAUGAAAAAAGCCCGGAAAAUCCUUGCAGAAAAAAGAGCUGCGGCCCCAGUUGUUUCCGUUCCUUGCAUUCCCCCACACAGGCUCAGCAAGAUCACCAAUUGCCUGACUAUACAGAGGAAAAGCCAGUUCAUGCAGAGGUUGCACAGCUACUGGACACUAAAGAGACAAUCCCGCAAUGGUGUACCCUUGUUGCGCCGCCUACAGACACAUUUACAGUCUCAAAGGAACUGCGAACAGGAGAUGAAGUGGAGAAUACCUAAAUCUGAUGAUGUCUCUGUUUACCCGGGGGCAGUGUCUAAAUCAAACGAUGAGAACGGGGACCAAACAAUGAAGAAAGACUCCAGUGAUAAUAACUGGAUGCUGAAGGAACAAUUAAAAUCUUGGCAGAGGCUCCGACAUGACCUGGAGCGAGCACGCCUUUUGGUAGAAUUGAUACGCAAGCGAGAGAAGUUCAAGAGAGAAGCGAUUAAAAUCCAGCAGUUGGCUCUUGAGGUCCAGCUAACUCCAUUUCUCAUUCUUUUGAGAAAGACCCUGGAGUUAUUACAGGAGAAAGAUACCAGCAAUAUAUUUACUCAUCCGGUUCCUCUGUCUGAGGUAACAGAACUGUACAAAGUCCCGGACUACCUUGAACAUGUCAAGAAGCCAAUGGAUUUUCAGACGAUGAAGGCUAACCUUGAAGCACUAUGCUACCAAAACUUUGAUCAGUUUGAAGACGACUUUAACCUUAUAGUCAACAACUGCAUCAAGUAUAACUCUAAGGACACCAUUUUCUACCGGGCGGCCGUCCGGCUGCGGGAACAGGGGGCGGCCAUCAUCAGGCAGGCUCGUCGUCAGGCAGAAAAGAUUGGCAUCGACUUUGAGACUGGAAUGCACUUGCCCCAGGUUGGCUCUGGGAAUGAGAUUGUACGUCAUGGCAAAGAGACUGAUACUGAACGUACGGCUCCCUCCGACAGCCGCAAACCUCUCCCUCUGGAAGAACAGCUUAAAGUCCAGCUCGCACGGCUGGACGAGGUCAAUGCAGGCAAGCAGAGCAUAGGAAGGGUGCGUCGGGCCAAGAUGAUCCGGAAGGAGAUUACUUCCAUCCGCCGUAAGAUGGCCCACCGACAAGAGUCCAGAAGGGACGGAGCCAUGGAGCGGCACAGCAUGGCUGGGAGAGGCAACUUGCCUAUGCAUGGCCGUUCCGAGAAGGAUGGACAGACGGACAGUGCUGCAGAAGAGAGCAGCAGUCAGGAGACGGGGAAAGGACUUGGCCCAAACACUUCUUCCACCCCUGCACAUGAAGUUGGUAGAAGGACCUCUGUCCUUUUCUCAAAGAAGAAUCCCAAAACUGCAGGACCUCCAAAGAGACCAGGGAGGCCUCCUAAGAACAGGGAUAAUCAGCUGACCGCAAGGCAGAUCAGCAGUCCCAUCGGACCCCCUCAGCUCUCUAUAAUGGGGGGGUCCCAGAGGCAGCGGAAAAGAGUCCGAAGUCCCCGUCCUACGUCUAGCUCAGACAGUGAGAGUGACAGCGACAAGUCGGCAGAAGAUGCAUCUCUAGAUUUACCCACGAAUGGCUUCGGCAACCAGCAGGUGAAGAAAAGUUUUUUAAUCUACCGCACUGACUGUAAUCUUCCCCGCAGCAGCUCAGACUCGGAGUCCAGCACAACCAGCAGCAGCAGUGCCGCCUCCGACAGAACCAGCACGACUCCCUCUAAGCAAGGACGGGGAAAGCAGUCAUUCUCCAGAGAGAAUUACCACGACUAUAGCAGCGAGGACACGUCGGGCACUGAAAAUGAGUCGUAUUCCAUAGGGAGCCGAGUAGGGCAUGGCUUGGUGCGCAAAGGAAUGGAGGGACGAGGGGCGGGGUGGCUGUCCGAAGACGAAGACUCCACUCUAGAAGCCUUAGACUUGGUGUGGGCCAAGUGUCGGGGAUACCCCUCCUAUCCAGCUCUGAUUAUCGACCCAAAGAUGCCCAGAGAAGGAGUGUUUCACCACGGCGUCCCAAUUCCUGUGCCGCCCGUAGAUGUACUCAAGUUGGGAGAACAAAUGACUCAAGAAGCACAAGAACACCUCUACCUCGUCCUGUUUUUUGACAACAAACGUACCUGGCAGUGGCUUCCCAGAACAAAGCUGGUUCCUCUGGGGAUGAAUCGUGAACUGGAUAAGGAAAAGAUGCUAGAAGGAAGGAAGUCAAACAUUCGUAAAUCUGUUCAGAUUGCCUACGACCGGGCCGUGCAGCACCGCAAUAAGGUUCAGGGUGCACCGAGCAGUGAUACCAGUGAAAGCGAUUAGCCUCUUCCUUCCUCCGGGGCGGCAUAUACUUGUGUCUUACAAACUGUCGCUUUUCUAUAUUGCUGCUAUUACAAUGAGCAAAAAAAAAAAAUUAUGGUAACCAAAAUUGUUACCUUAAAAUGUGUAGAAUUUUAAUCAAGAAACAUAAUGGAGGGCGCCUAGGGCUGACAGUGUAGAUAGGAGAAGCCCUUCUGCCUUCGGUUCUAGUACCCGUUUCUCAGUGGAGGCUAUUAUGGUCGCUGGUUGACCAUCUGAUUACAAGCCAUCUGCUGCAGAUCUUCUUGUAUAUGACUUUUCUAGGACUUCCGGUUAAUUAUGAACAAUACAGAUGACUUUUGUGUUCAUGGAUGUUUUACAUCUGGUUUUCGUCUCAUGGGAAAAUGAAGAUCUAGCCCCUUGAGAUGCCCCAUUUCUUAAAAAAUAGCUCAUAAAGACUGUCCACUCAGAAGAUCGAUGAGGAGGAAGAAUGACAUCCUUACUUCCAGCAAAGUGAGCUGUGUGCAGCAUUUCUGCAGUCCGAACACUACUUUAAAAGGGUUUUCUUGGAUUUUAAUGCUGAUGACCUAUGCUCAAGAUAGGUCCUCAGUAUAUGAUCGGUGGGGGUCCAACCCUGAGACCCUCUCCGAUCAGCUGUUUGAGAAGGCAGCAG
Messenger RNA from Bufo gargarizans (Asiatic toad), 4693 nucleotides. It is a transcript of the gene BRPF1, whose product is annotated as bromodomain and PHD finger containing 1. Gene Ontology annotation, biological process: regulation of transcription by RNA polymerase II. The record is from RefSeq and is a predicted model, not a curated record. Lineage: Eukaryota; Metazoa; Chordata; Amphibia; Anura; Bufonidae. Gene Ontology annotation, molecular function: protein binding. Gene Ontology annotation, cellular component: MOZ/MORF histone acetyltransferase complex.